Messenger RNA from Punctularia strigosozonata HHB-11173 SS5, 1161 nucleotides. RefSeq names its product NAD(P)-binding protein. The transcript has 8 exons. The record is from RefSeq and is a predicted model, not a curated record. Gene Ontology annotation, molecular function: nucleotide binding. The coding region runs from base 1 to 1161 and encodes 386 amino acids. NCBI's taxonomy places the organism in Eukaryota, Fungi, Basidiomycota, Agaricomycetes, Corticiales, Punctulariaceae.
AUGAGCUCUGUUCUAGGCUUCAUCAAGCGCGUUAGGAAUAUAUCGUCUCCGCCCGAGAUUCCAAAGGCUGAGAACCCAAUCCGCUUUGGUAUCCUCGACGCAGCAAAGAUUGCCCCCGAAGCCCUGAUCAAGUCAGCGAAGAGUCAUUCCGAUGUUGUUGUAGCUGCCGUUGCGGCACGCGAUAAGACGAAGGCAGAGACGUUCGCGCAGAAAUGGGGAAUCAAGAAGGCAUACAGUGGUCCUAACGGAUACGACGAUCUCCUGGACGACCCAGAAAUCGACGCCGUCUACAAUCCGCUCCCGAACUCGUUACAUUACGAAUGGACCUUGAAAGCCUUAUCUAAGGGAAAGCACGUUCUCUUAGAGAAGCCCAGCUCGGACACCGCCGAAGAAACCCGAAAGAUGUUCGAGCUGGCGGAACAAAAGGGACUAGUCCUUCUGGAGGCGUUUCAUUACAGGUUUCACCCUGCCGUACAACGUGCCAAAACUCUUCUAGAUAGCGGCGAACUUGGUGCCAUUAAGAAUCUGACUGGUUAUCUCACCUUACCCGACAUUGGAAUGUUCCCGAAGGAUGACAUUCGGUGGGAUCUUUCCCUUGGUGGCGGAUGUAUGAUGGACAUGGGCGGCUACCCCUUAAGCGCCGUCCGCUUCCUCGCAGGGACUGACCCCGUCUCGGUGCUCAGCGCAGAAGCAGACAUCAGGCCUCCUGCAGCCGGCCUGGUGGACAAGGGCAUGACUGCAACGUUCGCGUUCCCCAACGACGUCACCGCCUCAAUAAAAUGUCACUAUGGCACGCCGUCCGCGCUGGGCUUCAUCCCACGCCUUCCUGAACUCACCAUCAAGGUGGAGUGCGAAGGGGGCGAGCUCACUUUGACCAAUUUCAUCGCGCCAAUGGUGUGGCACUCCAUCACCGUCAGCAAGCGUGAGGGACGGGGACGCGUUACCAGGACGGAGAAGGCAUACACUCUCGAGGGUGGCAAGGGUGAGCCAUGGUGGACGACGUAUCGAUACCAACUUGAGGCAUUUGCGGACACACUGAAGGGGCGCACUCCGCAUUACUGGAUGUCUGCGGAAGAUUCGGUCGCCAAUAUGUACUGGAUCGAACGUGUCUAUGAGAAGACCGGGUUAAGGAGCCGACCGGCGUCGACUUUCGCACUAUGA